Molecule: messenger RNA, 1125 nt
Organism: Zeugodacus cucurbitae (melon fly)
Lineage: Eukaryota; Metazoa; Arthropoda; Insecta; Diptera; Tephritidae
Product: homeotic protein female sterile-like
Exons: 3
Coding region: 1-1125 (374 amino acids)
Source: RefSeq, a predicted model, not a curated record
AUGACCACUGCGCUGCGCUGUGCCGGACGCCGGGCGCCUGGUGCACAGAACACUUUCAAAUCCCCCAAAAUAGCGCAACGUUGGAAGCAGCUCAAGCAGCACAUACUCAACCAGCCGCAACAUAGGGCGGUGCAACGUGAAGCGCAGCAGCAGCAGCAGGCGCUGCAGCCGCAAACACAAUCGCCUCAACAUCAGCAUCAACAGCAAAAGCGACAACAAGCGCAACCGUUCCAGCAGGCGCAGCCGAAGCUCCAGGCGCAGCAGGCGCUAGAGCAAGCAACCGCUCCACCGCAGCAGCAGCAGCAGCAGAGGCAACAGCAGCCAACGCAGGCGCCGCUAACUGCUUGCGUGGCGUCCACAGCUGCAGCGGUAGCAGCGAACGACCCGGCGACUUUUGGUUCAAUUAACCCAGCGACAACCGCAAUAACAACGGCCACAACGGCGGCCAGAGUCUUCUCGCGUUACGAUAGCCUUGAGGAGCUGCAGCAGCGAACGAGCAGAAGUGGAAGCGCAAUCGGAAUAUUGCCAGUGGUCGCGGCACAGGGUCCACAGGGAGCGCGCGGCAGUAUAGCAGUCGGAGCUGGAGUUGGCGCGGCAGGUUUGUAUGCAUCCGCGGGAGCACGUCUACCAGUAGCGGGUGGCGUCAGUGGCAAUAGUGGAAGCGGCAGCGGUGUUGGUGUACGCGGUUCGGCAGGUUCGCGCAGUGGUAGCAUAGCGCCCGGUUUAGAUGGUCACCGUGCGGUGCUGAGUGCUGGUGGAACAAGCGUAGUGUCGCCGGCUGGUCAACAGUUGAGCAGGGGCAGUGUGAAUGGCUAUUCGACGGCAACAACAGCGGUUGGUAUUGGUGGCGGUGUUGGCAUCGGUAUUGGAGGAGUUAGCGGCGGCGCGGGCAGCGGUUCACAAUUAAUAGGUGGCACCACAUCGACGGCACGUGGGCGGCUCUCAAUCAGUUCACCAUCUGGCGCAGGCGCAACAGCAGCGACACAAGGCGGUGUAGCUACAGCGAAUGAUUUCUUGUUAAUAGGUGGUGCUGGUGGUGUUGGUGGUAGUGGUGCGGGUGUUGGCCAAGGCCAAGUUGGCAGUGCUGGUUCCGGCGCGGCUUUUCGAAUGUUUUCUCGAAAUUAA